GACCGAUGUCCACUGACCUAUGUCCACUGCUGGACAUAGGUCUCUUCCAUGAACCUCCAAGCACAACGGUCUCGAGCCUCCAGCAUCCAGCGGCUCCCUGCAACCCUUUGUCACCGCAAUGUCCUCGGUCAACUAGUGUUAACGAGCGCAGUGUGUAAUGAGUCUUGCUGUUCUGUGGUUCGAUGUCUUGCUGUUCUGUGGUUGGAAGGGGAGGGAACAGUGAAGGAAAAACAUCGUGAGGAAACCUGCAUACCAAAGAAUUUUCUUAAUUUUCUGCGUGUGUGAAGUCUGCCAAUUAGUAUUGGAUCAGCGUGGUGGACUAUUAGCCUAACCCCUCUCAUUUUGAGAGGAGACUCUAGCUCAGCAGUGAGCCGAAUAGGGGUUGAUAAUGAUGAUAAUUACAUAAUUAUAUUAUUAUACCAAAGUUACCACAAUCUAUUUAUUUAUGUAUUCGCGGUAUACGGGGUCAAAAUAUAGCAUUAUAACACUUACAAAUAACGAGGCUUAAGGCUUUUUAUUAAAUAAAUAAAUAAAUAUUUUUUUUUAAAUAUACUUAAACAAUAUAUACUUUCUAGCCCCAAAGUAAGCAUACAGAGCAGCUUGUGUUAUGGGUACUAAGUUAAUAAUUAAUUAGUCGUAAAAUAAUUUUUAAACUUGGUUAAGUAUAUCCAGAUAUUAACCCUAUAACCGUACAAACUGUACUCUUUAUAACAUUAAGCAAGAACUAUAAAAGUACGUACCUACUCGUAUAUGGCAAAACGAAACGUAAUACGAGCUGUAUCCGAUUACUAAGUCAAAAUUAUUAAUUAUAACUACCCACAUUUUUAAGUGUUUCUUAAAAUCCAUGUUCAAUCGUGUCUCUGUCAUUUUUACACUAAAGUCCAAUCGUUAACACUGUGCUGCAAUAAAUAUGUGAAAUUAUAAGACUAAUAAAGUUCUAACAGUGUUUUUUUUAAUUAAACUAACGCCUAUUUAUACAAAAUGACUUUAAUGAAGUUAGUUAUUAGUUUUGUGAAGUUUAAUUUUAUUUUUAUAGCUUUGAGUUGCAUAAGAAGUAUUGUGAGUGAACCAUAUGGUACUUCUUUGGGUGGCCAUUAUGGGGUGAAUGACCUUAAUGAGCACGUACACAGUACGGAGGCGCCGUGUGAUGUGUGUCCGCGGCACGGCGUAUGCGUGCCUCCCGUGCAGUGUCCCGCGCACGUGCGCCCCGGAGCGCGCAACCCGCGGUGUCACCUGGAAACGCAGAUCGGUGUGUGCUGUUUCACUGGAGUAAGUCACGCGGGUAAGUAUUGGCAUCGUAAGAGAAGCAAUCGUGCGUCAAUCAACGUGGAAGAUGUGAAGGCGGCGCACAACCAGUCGCGACGCAAGCUGCAGAUGUGGCUGCUACGAGCCGAAGGGCUUCAGAAGGAGCCGUACGCUGUUGUCAACGUUACUUCUCCGAGCUAUGGACACCAUUUGUCUCUGGUAACAUACGACGAAAGAGCACAGAGAUUGGGGCGCGGAGCAUUGCUGAAUCUCUUUGCUGCGCAGGAGUUGAAGUCUAGACAAGCCCUGACUGAUGAUGAGUUGGCUUUGAGAUUCACGGAUCAUACUGAUGGACCUUACUGCCCGCCGAACCCGCCAUGUCCUGAAGUACCCAGCAAAUAUCGGAGCGUUGAUGGCAAUUGCAACAACAAAGACAAUCCAAGCUGGGGUGGUACCCACACUGGCUAUGGUAGACUGCUGGCGCCGUCCUAUAGUGAUGGUGUUUGGGCAAUCAGGAUCUCAGCAUCAGGGGAACCGCUGCCUUCGGCGCGAGCGGUCAGCACCGCGCUCAUCCUGGACGGCAACCACCCUAGCAGUAACCACAACCUGCUGUUCAUGCAGUUCGGCCAGUUCGUAGCUCACGACAUCAGCACUGGUGUGGUAUAUACUUUGGCUAACGGCAAGCCCAUUUCCUGCUGCGAUGGCAACGGCGAAGCAGUUCUUCCUCCAGAGAUGCAGCACUGGGCGUGCGCUCCUAUUGUCCUGGAUGAAGAUGACGUCUUCUACGGCCAGUUCAAGCAGCGUUGCAUUAACUUCGUCCGGACUCAGCUUGCACCAGACUUUGACUGUUCUGUUGGUUAUGCUACGCAGAUGAACGGCGCAUCUCACUACCCAGAUCUGUCGCACCUUUACGGUAGCUCUGUGGAGAAGAUGUCUCAGCUGCGCGCUCCGGGGGGACUGCUGGCUGUGUUCAACGACUAUGGGCGGGAACUGCCUCCGCUUACCCACAGGAAGGAGUGCUUGAAUGUGCACGACGGAGCCGCUUGCUUUGAAUCAGGGGAUAACCACGGGAACCAGGUGAUUUCUCUAACAGUCCUGCACACUAUCUGGACUAGAGAACACAACAAGAUUGCCCGAGCGCUGUCCGCUUUGAACCCUGGCUGGGACGAGGACACCGUCUUCAUGGAGACCAGGAGAAUAGUGCUGGCGGAGUUCCAGCACAUAAUCUAUAACGAGUGGUUGCCUUUGUUGCUAGGUUCUAAAAUAAUGCAAAUGUAUGGCCUAACACCAUCAGCUGGUUACGCUCUAGCGUAUGACCCAGAAACAAACCCCUCCCUGUCAGGAGAGUUUGCCACCGCCGCCAUGAGGUUCGGACAUUCCGUAGUCGACAGCCAACUAACAGUACUGAGUCGCCAGCGCAAAGGAGUGUACGAAUCAAUAUCUCUGCCUGAGGUGAUGUUCCAGCCGUCCAGACUGCGCAUCAAGCCUUUCCUAGAUAGGCUUCUACUGGGGCUUAUGUGGCGACCCAUGCAAUCGGUCGACCCGUUCGUUACUGAGGCUCUUUCCCGCUACAUGUUCCACGGUGGCAACCCCUACGGCCUGGACCUGGCCGCCAUCAACGUCCAGCGCGGCAGAGACUACGGCAUCCGCUCCUACAACGACUACAGGAAGCUGGUCGGCUUGCAGCCUCUCGCUGACUUCCACCAGCUUGCACCAAGCGCCGCUCGAAGACUUUCCUCAGUAUACGCCAGCCCAGACGACAUAGACUUGUGGGUGGGGGGGUUACUAGAAGAGCCUGUAGAAGGGGGCAUCAUCGGCACCACAUUCGCAAAUAUAAUAGCCGAUCAGUUCACGAAGCUGAAGAGGGGGGAUAGAUAUUACUACGAGUAUGGACCUGAUGUCAAUCCUGGUGCAUUUACUCCUAGUCAAUUGGCAGAAAUAAAGAAAGUCACUUUGUCAAGAAUUCUAUGCGAUAACAGCGAUGGAAUAGAAAUAUCUGCUGCAUCACCAAACGCCUUCUUUAGGAGUGUACCAGGGAAUGAACCAGUGCCGUGUGAUAGUCCGUUAAUAGCAGCGAUGGAUUUAUCAAAAUUUAAAGAAUAAAUAAUAUUAAACAAAAGUAUAUCACGAAUAUUUUUUGGAAAAAAAUCGAGUUAGUAUUCUAUCACAGAUUUUGUAUCGGCAAGAGGGUUGUUAAAUAUAAAUUUAGUAACAGUUGCUUUUAUUAGUUUCUUUACUUUCAUUCUGUCAUUUUCAUUUUUUCUUUUCUUUUUAAGUUUUUCUUGCAAUUUCAUCUAUUUUAUAUCAAUUAUUGCAAUGUAAUGGUUUUACAAAAGCGUUAAUUCGUUUUUUUACAUCUUUUUUUGUACCUUUUGUAAUUGUUAUCAUUAGAUUGUAAUAAUUUUACUUAAAACUAUAUAAAAUUAAAAGAUUUUAACCAUUAAACAAUCUUGUCCAUUAUCAAUUAGGCUCAUUUCGUUAAAUAUUUUAUUGCUUCUAAUGAAUUACAAAAAUUUUAAUAUGUAUUCUUUUUCUCGUUUCUAAACUGUAAUUAAAUUUAUCUUUAACAAGGGUUGAAGUUGUACCUGUUUUAAUGAUUUUUUCAUUUAAAAAAUCCAGGAAUCGGGGGUAUUUUGAGAAGGGGUGAUAGUGCAUUUAAACCAGCCAUGUGCGUGUUUAAUAAGUUUUAUUUCUGUCUCUUGGAUUAUUUUGUUAUUAAUGAAAAGCUAUACUGCUUUCCCUGGUACACAAAAAAAUCAAUUAAAGUACAAACAGAGCAAAGUAACUCUAGUUGUCUUCUUUGUCUUUUAAAAUUGCGACUAUAAUAACAGAUAUUAUAGAGUUAGUUCUAGUUAAUUUAAUUACAACUAGGCCAAUAAGAGCGAUGCUGCCAUGUUGUUUAGAUAAAUGGUAAUUAAAUUAAAUGAAUAUUUUUAUAUCGCUGAUAAACUAUUUUUUAAUUAAAUAAUAAAUUUAUUGUACAUUUUGAUGUCUAUAUUAAUGGUAACGGUAUUUUUUUUAUUAAUGUAUGCUUUUGUUAUGAGUUUUAUGAUUUUUUUUUGCUUGUUUUUUUAAUUGUUUUUAUUAAAACUCAUUAACGAAAGGAUAAAUUUUGUAUGUAAUAAAGUUUUGAAUACCGUAAUAAUUAUUAUAAAAAAUUAUUUUCUUAGCAUAGUGAGAAAUAUAAUUUAGUGAUUUUUAUCAAUUAGUGUAAGUACCUACUUAUAAAAAUAAAAUAAAUAUGAUCAAUAGAAUAUUGUGUAAUAAAAUAAUAAAUGAAUUAAAAUAAA
This is a messenger RNA of Bicyclus anynana (squinting bush brown), 4535 nucleotides long. It is a transcript of the gene Pxt, whose product is annotated as chorion peroxidase. The transcript has 15 exons. The record is from RefSeq and is a predicted model, not a curated record. Gene Ontology annotation, molecular function: peroxidase activity; heme binding. Bases 982 to 3348 code for a protein of 788 amino acids. Gene Ontology annotation, biological process: response to oxidative stress. NCBI's taxonomy places the organism in Eukaryota, Metazoa, Arthropoda, Insecta, Lepidoptera, Nymphalidae.